Messenger RNA from Stomoxys calcitrans (stable fly), 1738 nucleotides. It is a transcript of the gene Arr2, whose product is annotated as phosrestin-1. Lineage: Eukaryota; Metazoa; Arthropoda; Insecta; Diptera; Muscidae. Gene Ontology annotation, molecular function: G protein-coupled receptor binding. The record is from RefSeq and is a predicted model, not a curated record. The transcript is spliced from 3 exons. The coding region runs from base 147 to 1355 and encodes 402 amino acids. Gene Ontology annotation, cellular component: cytoplasm. Gene Ontology annotation, biological process: G protein-coupled receptor internalization; signal transduction.
UGGCCGCCACCAUUUGACCGCAUUUUCGCGAAAGACUUGGCAUAAAAAACAUCACUGAGACGAACAAAAAAAAAAACAAACAUUAGCCACCGGGUAAUUGUGAUAAGAUUUUAGUGAAAUUUUAAUAGUCAAACUCUCCGACUGACAUGGUGGUCUCCGUUAAAGUUUACAAGAAGGCAACGCCUAAUGGCAAAGUCACCUUUUAUUUGGGCAGGCGUGACUUCAUCGAUCACUUGGAUUACUGUGAUCCCGUCGAUGGUGUGGUGGUUGUGGAUGAGGAAUAUCUGAAGAGGCGUAAAGUUUUUGGCCAAUUGGCCACCACAUAUCGCUAUGGCCGUGAAGAGGAUGAGGUCAUGGGUGUCAAAUUCUCCAAGGAGCUUAUCUUGUGCCGUGAAGUAAUAGUGCCCAUGAACAAUCCCAACAUGGAAAUGACCCCAGUGCAGGAGAAACUUGUUCGCAAACUCGGUGCUAAUGCUCAUCCCUUCACUUUCCAUUUUCCCCCAAAUUCACCCAGCUCGGUAACGCUGCAACAGGAGGGCGAUGACAAUGGCAAACCCUUGGGAGUGGAGUACACAAUUCGUGCCUAUGUGGCCGACACCGAAGAUGAGCGCCAACACAAACGCAGCAUGGUCAGUUUGGUGAUCAAGAAGUUGCAAUAUGCUCCACCCACACGCGGUCAACGUUUGCCCAGCUCAUUGGUCAGCAAGGGCUUUACCUUUUCGAAUGGCAAAAUUAGCUUGGAGGUGACCUUGGAUCGUGAAAUCUACUAUCAUGGUGAAAAAGUGGCAGCCACUGUACAAAUCAACAACAGUUCCAAGAAGGCGGUAAAGAAUAUCAAAGUUUUCGUCAUCCAACAUACCGAGAUCACAAUGGUCAAUGCUCAAUUUAGCAAACAUGUGGCCCAGCUGGAGACCAAAGAGGGAUGCCCCAUAACACCAGGAGCAAAUCUAUCGAAAACUUUCUAUUUGAUACCAUUGGCAGCGAACAACAAGGAUCGUCAUGGUAUUGCUUUGGAUGGCCAUCUAAAGGAUGAAGAUGUAAAUCUGGCCUCCUCCACCAUGGUGUCAGAAGGCAAAUCAACUGGUGAUGCCUGUGGUAUUGUGAUCUCUUAUUCGGUACGUGUAAAACUUAACUGUGGAACUUUGGGUGGUGAAAUCCAAACUGAUGUACCUUUCAAAUUGGCGCAACCUGCUCCAGGAACCAUUGAAAAGAAACGCUCCAAUGCCAUGAAGAAAAUGAAAUCCAUUGAGCAGCAUCGCAAUACCAAAGGCUACUAUCAGGACGAUGAUGAUAACAUUGUCUUUGAGGACUUUGCCAAGAUGCGCAUGAACAAUGCGGAAAUGAAUGAUCAAUAAACCAAUUGUUGUUGUUUUGUAAAUGGAUCAGUUGACAUUAUCCUUGAGGCCAUCCUUUUUCCAUCAUUUUCAGCAAAAAACAAACACUUUGUACUAAUCAAUCGAAACCAGGGUAAUACUAUUACAAAUAACCAUAAUGAUAAACAAUUAAGGGGAAUUUUUUCUUAUAAGAAUCAAAUUUGAAAUGAAAGCGGCGCUUUUAAUUGUGCUUUACUAAAACUUAUUUAACAAAAUUAAGGAAAAGAACUCUAAAAAUCUGUUUUUAAAGCAGUCAUAUCCUGAUAUUAUUAUAAGCAAAGAGAAAACAAAUAUAUAUAAACAAAUUUAAAACAAAUAAAAAAAAUAAUAAUAAAUGUAUUAACAAAUUAUUACAAGCAAUAAAA